UUUUCAUUACCUAGUCAAGAUUUGAAGCACGGUUUCGAAAGAAGCGAUUUGUUGAUAUAUUUUACGUUUUCGUUGUAUGUCGGGAUGUAAGCUUAACUAUUAAAGUGAAUAAAAGCAUCAUAAAAGUGUAUUAUUAAUGAAUUAAAAAAGCGAGCAUUAUUUUAUGCAUAGUAUCUUAUUCGUAUAAUUAUAUAUUGUGUAAUAAAAUUUUGAUAUGUUUUUUAAUGCUUUUCUAAGAAAUGAAGUCUGCUGUUGCGAUAAUUGUUUCUUAAUAACGUGCGUUAUGAUAAAGCGCUCAAGCCAUGAAAACUCCCUGAUAUUGAAGGACUCAGGCUGAGAAUUUGAUCUGUAUGGAAUUCUGUUCAGAGAUUUCUGCAUUUUCUGUCCCUGUAAGUAGCAGAGACAAGACAGAGGAUAUUCGGAAUCUUGAAGUUACUGCAAAUAAAGCUUUAAAGCAGAUUCAAUCACUGUAUGAAGAAAUAAUGGCUCCAAAUAAUUCGUCGAUGCAUGAUUCAGUUUCUGAUGAGAAUAAUUCCUUCAGUUCUAAUGACACAAAAUGUAAGCAUAAUCACUGCCUUAAAUCAUGUAGUAUUUUAGGAAACACUUGUUGCUGUUGUGAGAGAGUUACCUCUCAGUCUGUUUUAUAUAAAUGUAAUGAAAUUCCAUUUCAGAAACACUAUGAACAAAGCAGUUCAUUUAAGCUUAAAGAUUAUAAUAUAGAACGAUGUUUAAAUGAUCGAAAUCUAAGUAAAUGUUUAUUGAGACCAGAACUGAAAGUCACUGUUCCUCAACCAUUUUCUCUUAGCUUUGAAGAUACUGAACGGGUGGUGGCUAAAGAACGUAAAAUUUCCAAGUUAAAAGAACAAUUAAAUUAUGAAGCUGAAAAAGAAUUAAAAGUGAAAAUACAUACUAAACCAGUUCCUAAGAGCACACAUUUGCCAUUAUAUGGCGAGAUGGUCAAAAGAAAUGAGAAAAGAAAAAUAGAGCGAAAAGUAAAAUGCAUUGAAGUAACUAAAAAUUUGAUAAAGCCUUUCAACUUCAGUGCCUCUUCUAAGGCAAAAUCUUUAUGUGAUUUAACUAUUACUGAACCCAGAGAAUAUUUCAAAGCAAAACCUUUGCCUCAAAAUAUAAUAAGUAGCAAAAUCUCUGAAAAUCUUAAAAACAAAGAAGAAAUUCGAAAGAUACUGAUUGCUCAUCGAGCAGAGGAAAGUUUAAAAAAUUCAAAACUCCCAUUUUCUCCUAAAAUUAUUCCACGAUCUCAUUCCGCUCAUAAUUUAAAUCAUUCUCCAUCAGAAAAUAAUCGAAAAGAAGAUAAAGUAAAAAAUAUUGCUGCAAUUACCAAAAGAUUGUAUACAAAAAAGUGCAAAGAAACAAUGGAAAACUGGAAUGCAAAAGUAAAAAACUUGCACUGUCCUCAAGAAGAGAAAAGUAUUGCAGAAAUUUUAAGUGAGAAAAAACGUGUUAAGCCCAUUCAAACACUGCCGUUUUCCUAUUUUCCUGUUCGUAUGUCAACAGCUGCUGUAUUACGAAAGAGUCGUAUUAGAGAAGAAAUAAUUGCUAGAGAAAGGAUGCAUGAAGAGGAAGUGCAUUCUGAAGAAGAAGCUACUAAAAAACUAAAACAAAUUCAAAAAAAUAUUCAAGCCAGGCUUAAAAACUUUGAUAUGACAUCUGAUUUUAGAAAGGAAAUUGAAGCAAAAGUCCAGAGCUUUAGAGUUUCUCAGAUAGAUAGAGAGCAUGAAUAUGAAAAGGAACUUCAAGAAAUGAUGAAACGAGUGUCAAAACAACUUCUUCUUGUAGAGCGACAAUCAAAAAAAGAAAAGAAAAAUAAUCUCCAAGCAAAUGUAAGUCAUGGUAUUGAAGAAGUGACAUAUAAACUACAAACUACAGAUAAUGAAUCAGAAAUUACAUUUGAAAAGAGUGAUUCAGAUGCAUCUGAAUAGCUAAUAAUGAUAUAUAAUUUUACUAAUUUAUUUUCACAUUUAAAUUAAUAAAUCGUAAAAAUGAGUCUCUUGUAUAUACUUGUUUUAAUAUAUUGAUAAAAAUAUUUAUGUCAGUGAGAUGUAUUUUGUUUAAAAAACUAUUUAUAUCUAAUAAAUUAUCAUGAAUUUGUUAAAAUUGUAGUCAUUAAAUUGGUAGCCAUUUAUGUAUACAUUCUGGUCAAUCAAUACUUUAUGUACACAUACAGAUAUCCCUGUUUCUAAAAAUUAUUUAAUUACGAUUAUAUAAUAUUUUAAAAUUAUUUUUCUAAAAUAAUCUUUGUUAUUUGAAUCAGUAUUAGGCUUAACAUUGAUAUUUUGAUUCUCUUUAUUUCCUUCUGUAAAGUAAAGGAUAUAUUGUAAUCGCGAA
Messenger RNA from Stegodyphus dumicola, 2346 nucleotides. Its product is annotated as protein FAM161B-like. Gene Ontology annotation, biological process: cilium organization. The record is from RefSeq and is a predicted model, not a curated record. Gene Ontology annotation, cellular component: cilium. NCBI's taxonomy places the organism in Eukaryota, Metazoa, Arthropoda, Arachnida, Araneae, Eresidae.